Messenger RNA from Prorocentrum cordatum, 1793 nucleotides. The record is from the annotation of a GenBank genome assembly. NCBI's taxonomy places the organism in Eukaryota, Dinophyceae, Prorocentrales, Prorocentraceae.
AUGCGGCAGUGGCUGCGGCGCCGCGCACCUCGGAACUGGCAGUGUCCCGCACCGGCCGGUGCAGCGCGCCCUGUGCUCCGAUGGCAGCAGGCGUCGCUGCGAGGCACCGCCUACCAGUCGGGCCCACUGAGCCGCCUGGCCGCGGCCGUGGCGGGACGCCUCGCCGGCGGUCCUCCGAAGCAGAGCCGCCCCCCGCCCCGAGCGCAGACCGCGGUGGCUUCCGCCGCCCGAGACGCGGGCCGAGGGGCGCAGGGGCACGCGUACACGCCGGUGUCCCCGUGGCGCGAGGCGCACGCCGCAGCCUCUGCCGGCCGCCUCGGUGCCCUCCCGGCGGGGGCGCUGGCCGCCGCCCGCGAGGGCCCUGCGGCCCUGCACGCGCACCUGGCGGCGGCGGGGCGGCUGGAGGCAGACCCAGCGCAGGCCCACGCGCUGCAGUGCCUGUCAGAGCUGUUCGCGCGGCUGCAGCACCCAGGGCCCACGGGCUCACAGGGGCGGGGCGGCCGCGGCGGCGGCCUCUACGUGCACGGCAGCGUCGGUGCCGGGAAGACGUUGCUGCUGGACCUUUUCCUUGCUUGCGUGCGUGCCGGCGUCCCCAGCCUGAGGGCGUGCCGGACCCACGUGCACGAUUUCCUGCAGGCCACGCACGCCGAGCUACACAGAGCCAGGCACCUCGGCUCCUGCACCCUGGAUGUGCCUUCGCCCACUCUGGCCACGUCCGUGGCGUCGGCGGCGGUGGCCGAAGACACCUCGCUGAGUCCGUUCUUGGUGCUGCCUGAGCGCUGGUGGCUGCUGGGCGAACAGGACGACGUGGGGCGCCGGCGCACGGGCAUGGCUGCGGCGUGGGUGCACCGCUCGCGGCAGGGCGCGGAGCCGACGUCGGUUGAGCUGAUGGGGCAUGCUUUGGCCAGCAGGAUCGACGUGCUCUGCUUCGACGAGGUGGCCAUCACAACCAUCCAGGACUGCGUGGUGCUGGCGCCGCUGCUGCGCGCGUUGUGCGAGCGAGGCGUCGUGGUCGUGGCGACCUCGAAUCGGGCGCCAGAGGACCUAUACUCCGGGGGGCUCAAUCGCCAUGUUCACGUGCCGCGCCUGGUGCAGGCCAUCCGUGAGCACUGCGACGUGCACCACGUGGACUCUCAGACAGACCACAGGGCACGCCUGGCCCACGCCGCGCCCGCCGGGUGGGCCUCCCCGUUCCUGUGGCGCUGCCCGCCGGGCUCGCUGGAGGGCACGCGCUUCCUGGACGAGCGGGCCCUCGGCACCGGCGGCGCGCUGGCGCUGGCGCUCAGAGGCGCGAGGCUGGCCUACGGCAGGUCGAUCCACGCUCUGCAGUCCACUUGUGGCACCCAAGCCCGCUUCGCAUUCCAGGAUCUCUGCUGUGCGCCUCUGAGCGCCGACGACUUUUCAGCGAUCUGCGGCCAAUUCAGCUCCAUCCAGGUGGCCGACGUGCCCCGCCUGCGUGGCGGAGAGCACAGCGAGAUCCAGCGGUGGAUUUGGCUGCUGGACCACUGCUACGAGCGGCACUGCCACCUGGUGCUCACUUCCGCCGCAGACGGCCCGGAGGAUCUCGUGGACCUGCGGGCGGUGUCGCAGGUGGUCUUCUGAACAUCUGGAGCGACCCUUCGUCUGGGUGGCCUUUGGUGCGCGGGUUCCAGGGGACGCUGGGCGAACUGAAGCACGCAGGCCGCUGUGGCCUUCGCGGUGGCCCGCGCGACUUCCCGGCUGCUGGAAAUGCAGACCGCCUCGUUCCGCGACGCGUGCGCCGAGAGGCACGCGACGCGUGCGCCAGGAGAGAA